Messenger RNA from Aspergillus nidulans FGSC A4, 1364 nucleotides. RefSeq lists its product as uncharacterized. Bases 235 to 885 code for a protein of 216 amino acids. NCBI's taxonomy places the organism in Eukaryota, Fungi, Ascomycota, Eurotiomycetes, Eurotiales, Aspergillaceae. The transcript has 4 exons. The record is from RefSeq and is a predicted model, not a curated record.
AAUAACGAACCUAGAACCGGAAAGGACUGGUUUACCAGGGCUCAUUGCCGCAGCUGGCAAGUCGUUAUUGCUAGAGAUAGGUUGGUAUGAUCUUAGUCGAAAUGGCCCACCGUUCCAUCUCUCUUCGGUUUUUGGAGCCCACUGCCGCCCCUCUUGAUCCGUGUCCGUUCCCUUCUGCCUUGAACGCUACUGCGUCGCUGAGCAGCCGGCGAGAACGUGCUCUGAGCUGCUACAAUGCCUGAGCUCGAGCAGCCUCUGGAUGCGGAUGCUCUGCAGGGAGCUCUUCAGGCUCUCGACGAGGAAUUGGGGAAAUUUGACUUUAUCGUUGCCUUUGCGCCCAUCAAAUUGAUCACCGCCGGCGGAUUCCUCGCUGUUAAUUAUCUCAAGAACAGAGAAACGACAAAAGACCUUAACUACCUGCUGGAUCCAGAAUGGGCAACAGACGAAGACAUAAAAGGGCCCCUGGAGCAGGCAAUUUUCCGGGUAUCGAAAAGGCUUCAAAUUAGCGAACAGUGGGCGAACGAGGACAUGGCACUCUAUGUCACCAAAGAGACAAGGAUACAUUUGUUCCGGAAGGCUCUCAAGCAGAAUAUCACCCUGUUCAGAGGCGAUCAUCUCGUCAUUUUAGCUGCCCCGAUUAAGUGGGCUUUGAAGCGCAAAAUCAGAUGGAUGUUCGCGCCGGGCCGAGAUCGGAAAGUUGAGGUGGAUAUGAGCGAUCUUCUUGCCAUGCUGAAGUGCAUGCGUGACAGGAAAGGCGGCCCUCUGAAUCGAGAGCACCUCCGCACCCAGAGUCUCAACUCCUUUGAUGUCGUGCCGGAUUCGCCAGGAAUGGAGCAGAUUGCCGCUGCCUACAGGGACAAAUAUAAAGAUGAGAUAUUCGCCUGAUUCUGUGACACGAACAGCAUAAGUGGAAGCGCUAAUUGUGCAACCGGCCUGAAUACCCAGCUUUCUUUCGUGAUCUUGAACGACAAUUACCCCAAUACCCCUCUAAUGACCGCGACACUCCCAUAGCUGCGCCCGAUAGAACUACCGUUUAUCAUCGCCCCCUGAGCGGAUGCCACAAUUUGCUGCAGAUUUGACCUCUUGACGACCCGGAUCGUGGAAAGGUGCACCGCGCCGGGUUAUCCUGUAUCGCUGCAUUGAGGAGUGCAACUUCCAAGCGGAAUGAUAGUGAGAAGCAUAGGUUAUUUGGAGUAAAGCACCUCCUAGCCAGCGUAUCAGAGGUCGCCACCCCUUUCUAAGUGAUAGCAGUAUCGCGCGGAAAGGCUAAACUGCCACAGGGCAGUUUGCCUCGAACAUUUUGUGAUUAGGCUUGCUAUGGUCUGUGACAGAAGAGAUAGAAGACGUUGGCUGGAAAGAAUCAC